AACGCGCAAACAUGUCUCCUCGUGUAUGACUGCGUCUGGUUGGCAAGUUAGCCAGCAGCACGCGUGAAAGAUUGUUUUCACCAUUGACGACUCAGCCGCUGAAAAGUGCAUCGGCUACUGUGGCUCUCCUUUCCCACAUCCAAAGGCAUUUGAAGGAGUUGGUAUACUACAGGAAACCUACGGACAUGUCCUCCCCAGAAGAUGGGACUGUCGAGCAGGCCCACACUGGGCUCGAGACCAUCAUCAGUGUCACCAUUGGGGCGACUGUACCUACAGGGUUCGAACACACAGCUGCAGAGGAGGUCCACGAGAAGAUCGGUGUAGAAGCAUGCAUAAGUAAAGACCGCGGUCGUAUUUACUUCACCAUUACUACUGAUAAGCUCUUCCAGGUUCACCUGCUGAGGUCUGUGGACAACCUGUUUGUGGUUGUUGAUGAAUAUGAUCAGUACCAAUUUAAGGAAUCUAAGGAGGAGACAUUGGCAGAGCUGCAGCAGCUUGCCUCCAAGCUUCCGUGGACUAACGCCUUGGAGGUGUGGAAACUAAACCGCACUUUCAAAAAGAGAAAAGGCCAACGUAAAGGAGCCAGUGGCGCCAGAGUUAAGCCCAGCAGUGAGGUCGGAAAGGCAACUCCGGCUGACGGCAAGUCGAAGGCGCAAGCUGAGGAGCCGCCUAUUGCUGAUGACCCAAACAAGACCGAGGAGUCACGUGACACUGAGACGAGCACGCAGGGUUCUGAGGAAGCAGAACCCGACGUCACCCCUAAAAUAAUCAAGUUCCGUGUGACCUGCAACCGGGCCGGUGACAAGCACAGCUUUUCCUCCAAUGAGGCAGCAAGAGAUUUUGGCGGAGCGGUGCAGGAGUUCUUCCAGUGGAAAGCAGACAUGACAAAGUUUGACAUUGAGGUCUUAUUGAAUAUACACAAUACUGAGGUGGUGAUUGGCAUCGCACUCACCGAAGAGAGUCUUCACAGAAGAAACAUCAGCCACUUUGGACCCACCACACUGCGCUCCACCUUAUGCUAUGGCAUGCUCAGGUUGUGUAAACCUCAGCCAUCCGAUAUUAUACUUGAUCCAAUGUGUGGAACUGGAGCAAUACCUUUGGAGGGGGCCUUAGAGUUUCCUGCGUCCUUUUACAUUUGUGGAGACAACAAUGACAUGGCCGUAAACCGCACGGUCAACAACGUGUGUCACAUUCAGAAAAGGAAGGCAGACAAGGGCGGUGCACCUGGGCUGCCCAUUGACACUGUUCGCUGGGAUUUGGCCAGUUUACCCAUGAGGUCCAGCUCAGUUGAUAUCAUCAUCACUGACAUGCCCUUUGGAAAGAGGAUGGGAUCCAGAAAGAAGAACUGGGACCUUUACCCGUCCUGCCUGAGAGAAAUGGCACGUGUGUGCAGGCCGGCGUCUGGGAAGGCUGUGCUCUUGACACAGGACAAGAAAUGCUUUUCCAAGGCUCUGUCCAGAAUGGGGGGACUGUGGAGGAAGCAGCACACUGUUUGGGUCAAUGUUGGUGGUUUACACGCCGGUGUGUUCCUGCUCAGGCGGACCGGCGCCGUGUUUGGCCAAACUCCCGAAGAUUUCUAUGAAUCACGAGGGACAGCGUGUACACAAGAAGAUCAGGACGACAGCCAGCGCUCUUAGGUUGCAGUUUUACUUUUGCACCAUCCCAUGUAUAUUGGAUCAACAUAACUUAUAUUUUGUUAGCUGAUUUUAACUUUUUUUUUUUUUUUUUUUUUUUUAAUUCACUUUUCAUGUCAAGUGGCCACGUCUCAUUUGGCUAAACAGCCAAACAAAAAGAAAACCCUUGAUUUUCACCCUUUUGCUAACUUCACUUCUAAUACAAGAGCAAACCGUAACAAAUUUGUUCUCAUUAUGUGCAGCUGUACGUAAUGAAGUGGGUCACAAGUGCCCAUCUAUUGUUGGGCACCGAGUUAAGCUGAUUUCAUGACACUUACUGAAACAGUAGUUAUUGCAGGCUUUUUUGUCGAGCAAUACAAGUAAAAAAGAAAGCUGCUGUCUUGGGAAGAGUAAGUUUUACAUUACCAGUACUUGGUUUAUCAUUCAAUAGCACUAAAAAGUGUGUCCAAACUUUUGACUGUUACUGUAUGUUCAGUGUGAUACAGUAAAUGAUUAAACUUAUUUGAAUGAGGACGUCGAAUGAAAAACUCACUGUGCCAUUGUUCGACUGUAGUGCAAAUGAAGAUUUGCAUGUAGUAAUGUUCAGGCACUUCUAAUGGUGUACAACCCUCCCAAAGCAACAAAACUAACUCUAUAGUAUAUUUUCUUGCUGUUACAUUAGCUUCCUGUAAGAGAUGAUUUCUAGGAUCUAAAAGGAUCCAGUGUUGUUUAUAAGGAGUACUGUAUAUGCUGUUUAAACGUAACCUCGGGGUCACAUUCGAUCAGGCCAUGCUUUUUAACACAGAACUCUUAACCAGUUCCUGCUUUUUCCAACCUGAAAAUAUUUCUGAACUUGAUUUGUUGUUAUUGCUAUUUAUUUUAAUUUUAUUUUAGGUUAUCUCAUUCUGAACUAGAAAAGCUCUUGUCACCCUGUUGUCUCCUGACGUCUUGACAGUUGGAAUUCUCUCUCCACCUAUUUCAACAACACUUCAUUAGACCGUUGCCAAUUAGGCCAGAAUGUCGCCACUCGGCUUUUGUCUUUCACUGGGUCUUUGCUAAUUAUAGGAUCCAGUACAAAAUUUUUAUUCACUUAAAGAACCUUCAAUCAUCAGGCUUCUCACUACUUGGUGGAGCUUGCCAUUUUGUUGUACUAUUGGGUCACUGUUGUCUGUUUACCACCUUUUAGACUGACAAUUUAAUCUAUACAAUAUAGAAAGCCAACCAUUCACACUCACAUUCACACCUAAGGACAAUUUGG
Messenger RNA from Phycodurus eques (leafy seadragon), 2871 nucleotides. RefSeq names its product THUMP domain containing 3 (gene thumpd3). The coding region runs from base 186 to 1637 and encodes 483 amino acids. Gene Ontology annotation, biological process: tRNA methylation. Lineage: Eukaryota; Metazoa; Chordata; Actinopteri; Syngnathiformes; Syngnathidae. The transcript has 11 exons. The record is from RefSeq and is a predicted model, not a curated record. Gene Ontology annotation, molecular function: tRNA (guanine) methyltransferase activity; RNA binding.